Molecule: messenger RNA, 2919 nt
Organism: Insectozyma verbasci
Lineage: Eukaryota; Fungi; Ascomycota; Pichiomycetes; Serinales; Debaryomycetaceae
Source: the annotation of a GenBank genome assembly
AUGAUAAAUAGUAUGGAUCUUUCUUUAAGUUCUUCAACUGGUUCAAUAACAACUACUACUCAAGCUUUAAAUUUACAACCACAACCAAUACCAAAGAAAUCUCAACAAAUUAGAACGGAUAAACCAAGACCUCAUAUUUGUCAAGUUUGUACAAGAGCUUUUGCUAGAUUAGAACAUUUGAAAAGACAUGAAAGAGCUCAUACUAAUGAAAAACCUUAUCAAUGUGCUGCUUGUGGUAGGUGCUUUGCAAGAAGAGAUUUAGUUUUAAGACAUCAACAAAAAUUACAUUCUGAUUUACCAAAUAUAAUGAGAAGAAAUCUGAGUAAAGAUGGUGAUAUAAAUGAAAAUAUAAAUGUUUUACAUAAUAAUACUGAUCCAAAUGCUCCCUUACCAAAUAAUUCAACUCCAAUUUCAUUAUCAAAUUCUGAACUGGAUAAUAAACCUAAGUUUAAAACUAGUUUAUUUGGGGAAAUCGAUACUAGCGAUGAUUCUCAAAUUACUUUACAUUCUUCAAAUCAUAAAAAUUCGGUAAGUUUUAAAAAGGGAAAUAGUAGAAGAAAUUCAAAACAAGUACAACAACCAAGUCCGGAUUCUGAUACUCCAAAGAGAAAAAAAUCGAAAACAUCUCCACCAUCAACUGCACCAGCUAUAAAUCCUUUAAAUUAUCGACAUGUUUCAUAUUCUGCUGCUUCUGGUGUUUGUUAUUCAGGUAAUAAUGAAAAUGCUAAUCCAGCGCCAAUGGUGGAUUUUGCCACGCCACCACUCGGUCCUAUGAGUGAAGAUUAUAAUAAAAUCUUAGAAAUGGGUGGUUUAUUAGAAUGGGGUGGUGCUAUGGGUAAUAAUAUUGAACCAUUAGAUUUAAAUGAUGAUAAAUUGGCAAUUAGACAAAAAUCAUUAAAGAAUUUACAUGACUUCUUUACUGAUAAUAUGAAACAAAAGGCGAAUAUAAUGCAUCAACCACAACAUUUAACAUCUACAACUAUGCAACAUUCAAAUAGUUUACCAGCUUCAGCCGUACCACCGUUAGAUAGAUUUGAAUUUACUUUGCAUCAACCAGAUUUAAAUUUUAUAAAUCAAUUUAAAAGUGCAGAUAUUAAACGAGAAGAUCAACCUUCAAAAUCUCCACAUUCAUCCACUGGUUCAAUUAAUCCACAACAAUUAAACAAUAACCCAAAAAAUACAGUUAUAAAUGGAAAUCACGGUAUGCCAGUUUCUGUAUCAAAUAAUGACAAUGAUUGGAUUAGAGAUUUAGUAUUUCCACCAUUUGAUUUAAAUUUUAGCAGUUACACUAGUCAUGAAGAUUUAAGAGGUUUUUAUGGAAGUUCAUCUUUAUUACAUGACACAUUUAGACGUGAUACUGCUACAUUCUUUAUUAAUGAACCAUCAUUGUAUAAUAAAAAAUUAAGAGAUGAUAUAAUAUCAAUUUCCAACAUUAAUGAAGCUGAAUUUCCUUCAUUAGAAGCAUUGAAUAAAUAUGUAAAGUUAUAUGAAGUGAAUUUCCAUUCCAAUUUUAGUUUUAUCCACUUAAGUUCGAUUAGGAAUGCAAAUAGUAAUGGUAUUAUUCCUUUAUUAUUAGCAAUUGCAUCAAUUGGAGCGCUUUAUGCUUAUAAUGAUACAGAUACUUUAAUAUUAUUCAAUUUAUCCAAAUAUCACAUACAAAAUUUUUUUGAAAAACAAAUUACUUUUGAUAAUUUACAAUUUAAAAAAGUUCCGAUCAUGGCUCAUCAAUGUUUAUUAUUACAUAUUUAUAUAAGUUUAUUUUUAAAUGAAGUUAACAUGGUAGAUAUUAUACAACGACAAAUAAAAUCAAUGUAUGGAUUAAUUAAAUCAACAAAUUUUGAUCAACCUUUAGAACAAUUGAUUAUUUCACCAAGAGAUGAAAAAAUGGUCCAAAAUAAUUUUGAUUUCUUCAUUAUGGCUCAAAGUAGAAUUAGAACAUUGAGAUGUUUUCAAUUUAUACUGGGUUUUAUAUCAACUAUUUUAGAUUUACCUUUAAUACUUAAUUCAUCAAUGAUUUAUGGAAAAUUUGGUGAUGAAGAACUUUGGAAUUGUGAAAAUAGUCAAAAAUGGUAUUCAAGAAUAAAAUCUACAACUACUCAACCUUUCAAUUUAAUUGAAAUAAGUAAUGGAAUUGAAACAACACCAAAUGAACUAUUUACACUAGUUAGAUUUUUUGAAGAUUUGAAACCAUUUGAAAAUUUAAGUUUUAUUCAAUUUAAUACAACAAAAAGACAAUUAAUUGAAACGGAGUUACUCAACUAUGAAUCAAGUUUUAUGAACUCCAAUGACAAGUUGAUAUUAUCAUUAUAUUAUUUAUUGAAAAUUAAAAUAGAAAUAAAUAAUUCUGGUAGUAAAUUAAUUCAUGCAAUAUUAAAUAAAGAUUGGAUUACAAUGAAUAAAGAAAUUAAUUUAUUACAUUAUAAAGAAUCAAAUUACGGAAUUUUAACAAAUUCAUUUCCUUAUGCAACUAAAUUAUUACAAAGUUAUAAUUAUAAUAAUUAUAAUAUUCCUGUAUUUUAUACUUUUGGUAUAUUUAUUUCAAUUUUAAUAAUAUCUACAUAUUUAGAUUUUAUUGAAAAAAGUUUGAUGAGUAAAGAUAUUUCAAAUUUUGAAUUGAUUAAUUAUAUAAAAUGUAAUAAUUUAAUUCAAAUGAUGAAGAAAGAAACUGAUGUAAUUGGAAGUGGUAAAUUGGUUAGUUUAUCAAUGGAAAGAGAAAAAAUAGAUGAUUUAAUUGCUAAUGAUAUUGAUUCAGGCGCUAAUCAGGUAAAGGCUCAACAAUUGAAUGGACAUUUGAAAGGUGAGAUUUUAAAUUUGAAAUUAUCUAGUAAAGUUUUAAAUUUUGGUGUUGAUUUAAUGAAUGGAUUUUGGUGGCCUAUUGCUGUUGGAUUUGCCGAAGGAUUAAAGAAUAGAUCAACUUAG